AUUGGCUCCCGAGGCCAACCCUCUAGCCGCGGUUUAUAAGAAUUGGGGCUGCCCCGAGCGCCCUGCCCAGGAGCCACAGCCGGGCCUCCGAAAGCGCUCCUCGAAGUCCUGCCUGGCCCUGGGCCUGCCCUGCGGCUGCUUUUGGAGUCGCUGCGGGCGAAGCGUUAGGAGCGAGAGGCCCAGGGAGCCGAGCGCCCGAGCGAGCGGGCAGCGCCAUGCGCCGUGCCAGCCGCGACUACACCAAGUACCUGCGGGGCGCGGAGGAGAUGGGCAGCGGGGGCCCCGGAGACCCGCACGAGGGCGCCCCGCACGCCGCGCCUCACGCCGCGCCGCCCCCGCCGCCCGCCGCUUCCCGCUCCACCUUCCUGGCCCUGCUGGGGCUGGGGCUGGGCCAGGUCGUGUGCAGCGUUGCUCUGUUCCUGUACUUCCGCGCGCAGAUGGAUCCUAAUAGAAUAUCAGAAGACAGUACUCACUGCAUUUAUAGAAUUUUGAGACUCCAUGAAAAUACAGAUUUGCAAGACACAGCUCUGGAGAGUGAAGACACAAAGUUAAUACCUGACUCAUGUAGGAGAAUUAAACAGGCCUUUCAAGGAGCUGUGCAAAGGGAAUUACAACAUAUUGUUGGGUCACAACACAUCAGAGCAGAGAAAGCAACAGUGGAAGGUUCAUGGUUUGAUCUGGUCAAGAGAGGCAAGCUGGAAACUCAACCUUUUGCUCACCUCACUAUUAAUGCCACCAAUAUCCCAUCAGGUUCCCACAAAGUUAGUCUGUCCUCUUGGUACCAUGACCGGGGUUGGGCCAAGAUCUCCAAUAUGACUUUGAGCAAUGGAAAACUAAUGGUUAAUCAAGAUGGCUUUUAUUACCUGUAUGCCAAUAUUUGUUUUCGACACCAUGAAACAUCGGGAGACUUAGCUACAAAGUAUCUUCAGCUCAUGGUAUACGUCACAAAAACCAGCAUCAAAAUUCCGAGUUCUCAUACUCUGAUGAAAGGAGGAAGCACCAAAUACUGGUCAGGGAAUUCUGAAUUCCAUUUUUAUUCCAUAAAUGUUGGGGGAUUUUUUAAACUACGAUCUGGUGAGGAAAUAAGCAUUGAAGUGUCCAACCCUUCCCUGCUUGAUCCAGACCAAGAUGCAACUUACUUUGGGGCUUUCAAAGUGCGUGACAUAGACUGAGACCCACUUUGUGGAGCUUUACUGUGCAUUUCCUAGAUGUUUGGAAAUUUUGUUUUAGACAAGCCAAGAGAGAUGUACAUAGGGGUUUAAGACUGCUAAGAGGCAUGGCCCAUGAUGGUACAAAAUUCAUCUGUUCUCUUGAGCUUGUUCAGAGCUUGCAUACUUACAGUCAGUGAGGGAUGCAUUACACAGUGGUUUUACAGUUUUAUAAUGAACUCCCAGGAUUAAGCCAGACUGGAACAAGUAUGACUGCCCUCAUGAAAAUCAGCAUCUGGGCCAUGAGAGGGGUUACUUCUCUGGGCAGUGGUUCUGUGUCACUCUGCCCUUCAGGUGGAGGAUGUCACUGCACUGCAAAUGAAUGAUCAUCUAAAGGGUUAAGUUCUUGUGAGUUGUUGCACCAUUCUGGAACUUGCAAACAAAUAUUUUUUCUAAUGAGAAGAGAAAAUAAUAUGUAUUUUUAUAUAAUAUCUAAAUUUAUAUUUC
Molecule: messenger RNA, 1655 nt
Organism: Chinchilla lanigera (long-tailed chinchilla)
Lineage: Eukaryota; Metazoa; Chordata; Mammalia; Rodentia; Chinchillidae
Gene: Tnfsf11
Product: tumor necrosis factor (ligand) superfamily, member 11
Exons: 5
Coding region: 216-1172 (318 amino acids)
Biological process (GO): immune response
Cellular component (GO): membrane
Molecular function (GO): tumor necrosis factor receptor binding
Source: RefSeq, a predicted model, not a curated record